UUAUAGACAAUUGCAAGAGUCAUUUUUCAGACUGCUUCCUGAGAGUGUCAAGGACCAGAGCAGAGCAGGAGGCAGGAUGCAAGAGCCUAAUGACUUUGUGAACUUCCCAAAGUCCCUGGGUCCCUAUGCCAAGAUCUACAAAAGGGAUCAGCAUCGUGAGCUGGAAAAUUAUUUCAAGAUGGACGGGUACCCUGACUAUAAGGCUCGGGUAACCCUGGCUUCCAGGCUCAAUCUGAAGGAGCACGAUGUGCGGGUGUGGUUCCGAGUGCGCAGGGCCACAAAUGCUAAGUCAGAGAACCAGCGACAAAAGCAGGGGAGAAAGUUGGGGUGGUUCACCCAUACUAGUGUUGGAUUGAAUGCCUCCACACCCAACAACUCAAAUAGUGAUGGCUUGGGAAUGGGCAAUCUCCUCCAACCCAACCCUUGUUGGGCCUUGCCCAAAGGGGAGCCCAGCUUCUCCUUCUGUGACCAGAAGUAUAAUAACCAAAAGCGCCUCUCAGAUGUUUCAUUCAAACCCUUGUCUUAUCAACCCAAUGUCUUAUCAGACACAGCAUCAUCCCUGAGUUCCACUGAGCUCCUCUCAACCAUGCAGGCCUUCCAGAGACUGAAAGUCUCUGUAUCAACAUCUGAGUCUCAAAGGGGAGAUGGGCAUUGUGGACGUGGGUGAAUUGGGCCCAAAACCUUUCUGAAUUUUUGCCACAUCUGUCUGCAGGUCCCUUGAGCUCAGAUCCCAGUGGAUACUCUCCCUCAGGAAUAUACUAUGCCCUGCCCCCUUUUUGCUAUUUUCAGUGCUAGGAGUGUCCUAAUGUCCUCAGGUUGCACAAGAACAUUUCUUAGGUUUUUUUUUUUCUUUUGCCUUGUUAAGGAUGGAACCCAGGAAGCCCUUUCACUUGGCAAGCAAGUAGUCUACCAGUGAGCUUCACCCUCAGCACAUUUGGGAACAUUUCUGUGGGUUUCUAGUAUAGGAAUGGGCUGCACUAGUGUGCUUUUUCUUCAGUGAGUACUGUUCAUGAGAAAUUCUUUCCAUUCUCAGCAAUACUGUGAAUUGUUUGAAGUUUGUGGUCUGUUCUGUGCCUUUUGUGGUUUUAAUAUUUCUUUGAUAGGCAGGUUGGACAUUCUUACAUGUUAUUUGGCUAUUAGAAGUCCUCAUGUUUUUUUUUUAAAAAUCAA
Messenger RNA from Dipodomys ordii (Ord's kangaroo rat), 1170 nucleotides. RefSeq names its product cone-rod homeobox protein-like. Gene Ontology annotation, molecular function: DNA-binding transcription factor activity, RNA polymerase II-specific; RNA polymerase II cis-regulatory region sequence-specific DNA binding. The record is from RefSeq and is a predicted model, not a curated record. Gene Ontology annotation, cellular component: nucleus. The coding region runs from base 77 to 667 and encodes 196 amino acids. Gene Ontology annotation, biological process: regulation of transcription by RNA polymerase II. The transcript has a single exon. Lineage: Eukaryota; Metazoa; Chordata; Mammalia; Rodentia; Heteromyidae.